AUGCCGAUCUUGCCUGGAGCCCUCAAAGAACCUGGUCCCGAUGACGAGGGCGCUGAGGGCCUUGAGGGCUUUGAGGGGGAGGCCACACCAAGUACGGCCAGAGACCUCAAGGCACUGGUCGCAGAUCCAGCAGCCAGGCGUGUGGCGUUCCCCUCCUCCGACCUAGCCAAGCUGCCAUUGGUGCCACCUGCACCGCCAGAGGCAGAUGAUAUUCGAAGUACGAGCAAGCGGAGCGCUGGCAAGCCUUUGGAAGCAAGGACGCCACCUUCUGGCGCCAGCAGCCCGAGCAGCAGUAGAUCCUUGCGCUCAAGAGAUGCGAGCAAAAGUGAAUUGCGCCGCCGCACAACCAGCAAAGGGAAGGUUCAAGUGAUUGCCGUUCCUGAAGCUGUCACCGUGCCUGACAUCCCGGAUUCGGAUGAUGCUAUCUCCGGACUGCCAGGAGUUAGAGAGUCACAUGUGAGGGAGGCCUUUGCCCAGAUUGACUUCGACGGCAACGGCUUCAUUGGAGUCUCUGAACUCCGGUAUCUGCUGACUGUGCUGGGUGAGGAGCCAACUGAUGCCGAGUUGGACGAAAUGUUAGCAAUAAUUGGCGCUGAGGGAGAUGGACAAGCUGCAUAUGAGGACUUCCGGAUACUUUUCGAGCCAAAGAGUUCCGUGUUGGCCGAGAUGCUGACCAUGGCUCCUGAACCAUCGGAGGCGGGCAAAGAUCUCGCUGACAGAGAUGACGAACAGAGUGAGCAAGAGGAAAUACCGAGGCUUGAGGCACCACCUCAACAACUUGGCCUUCUAGUGAAGGGCGCGGCAAGCUUCAUGCAGGCAAGGAUCAAGAAGGAAGAUGCAGGGAAAAAGAAGGCAUCCAGAGCCAGGCCAAAGGCCGCGCAGCGUGUCCCACUGAUCGACUCCGAUUGGAUUGUGCAGCAGGCGCAGGUGCGGAAUGCUGCGUGUUUUGGCGGAUCUUGGCGGCUGGCAGCCUGUAAGUCCUUUGCCGUGACAGGCGCUUUCACCAACGUCCGCCUGGCCUUGCUGGCCCUGGGCAGCCUGGUCUGCCCGGACAACCUGGCCCCGGGGGUGCACCUGGCGCACCUGGCGCACCUGGGGUGCCAGGUCAAAUGCCGCCUGCCGGAGGAGCGGCGGAUCCGCUUCUUCAGCCAAGUGCCAGGAGACCGCAUUGGCGAGGAUGUUGCGCUUGAGAAGCAGCAUGAGCCCCGGGUAGAUGCAGAAGAUGAGGAGGCUGAAGGUGAGCAGGCUGAUGGCACCUUGGAUCCAGAUUUGUUGGCAGCAUGCAUCAGGAAUGACACAGAGGCUGCAAAACGGUUGAUCGAGCAGGGUGCAAAUCCUUGCUGCGAAGACCAGCGACAGUGGAGUCCACUGAUUUGGGCUGCAUCUCAUGGAAACGAGGAUCUCACCCGACUCCUCAUCAAGCACAAUGCAGCGGAGGUGUACAAGUAUGACGAGACAACCAAGGCCAAAAAGAAGCACAGCCCCUUGCACUGGGCUGCCUUCAAAGGCCACCUCAAGGUGCUGUGGUUGCUGAUGGCACCGCCACAGAACCUGUCGCACCACGAGCGGGAUGCCAUAGGCAACACCCCGCUACACCAGGCAGCUGCUGGGGGGAACUUGGAGUGUGCGAAGUGCCUCAUGGCACAGGGCUGCGACGUCCUUGCAAAGAACGACAGAGGACACACGCCCUUUGCUUUAUGCACAGAUCCAGAGGUCCAGCAGCUGCUGCAGAAUGCAAUGAAUGCCACAGCCUGCAAGGCUUCCGGCAAGCAGUUCUCGUCAACUGUGCUGAGAUAUCUCUGCUCCUGGUCCCUCGACGUGUUUUGCGAAAAGGAGGUCACGCAGACCUUUGUCUAUGAGCACCCAGAGGCCUCUGAGAAGGAGAAGCCAGUGACCUGGUGCAACGAGGUCCGGGCUACGAUUCAAGACUUAGAGCAUCAGCUGCAUCAAGCCAUGCACUUGAACCAGUUGGAGACUGUCACAGCAGCACUGGAAGCUGCUGCUGACAAGCCGGUCGACUGCAAACUGGUCCAUCAAUGCAAUCAGCUGAAGGAAAAGCUCGAGUCAGAGAUACAGCUGGGAAAGGCUAUGCAAGUUCUCACCAUCACAAAUUUGGACGAAUUCGACGCCGUGCAUGAAGCCUUAAGUAAGGCAAUUGAUGAUGCCGUGGCCAAGAAAGCCGACCCUGUUCGCGUUCAAGCUGCAAAGACUCUGAGGCGGAAAUUGCUGGCAGAGGCUUCGCUGAUGCGAACUGUUUUGGGUCAGCAAAAAACGACCGUGGCUCACAUCAGCAUGCUGCAGGAGUUGCUCACGGCAGCAAAAGCUGAGAAUGCAAACGAAGAUCUCAUCGUGCAAGCUUCCAAGUUGAUAGCGAAGCUGAGCAGUGAAAGUGAAGUGCAAAAGCGCAUUGCGGCAACCGCAGUGCUGUGUGAAGUCGACUCCUUCAAAGAAGCCGAGGGGCGGGAAGAAAUGCCAGACUGGUCACAAGACACGGAGCAGUUUGAGGAGUUCCACGAGGAUUUCAAAAGAGUCAUGGAAAACGCUGAGCGGGACCAGAUUUCUGAAGUGCUCAUGAUGACGGCUCUGGAGCAGCUCGAUAAAAUCGAGCGUCUCCUGGUGGAAAAGAAGCAAGUGGAAGCAGAGCUGGGAUUGAAGGCUGCAAAGGCCGCCAAGAAGAAAGGAAAGAAGUAA
Messenger RNA from Effrenium voratum, 2691 nucleotides. The record is from the annotation of a GenBank genome assembly. NCBI's taxonomy places the organism in Eukaryota, Dinophyceae, Suessiales, Symbiodiniaceae.